Prosopis cineraria is the source of this 3368-nucleotide messenger RNA. Its product is annotated as probable LRR receptor-like serine/threonine-protein kinase At3g47570. Lineage: Eukaryota; Viridiplantae; Streptophyta; Magnoliopsida; Fabales; Fabaceae. The transcript is spliced from 2 exons. The coding region runs from base 32 to 3115 and encodes 1027 amino acids. Gene Ontology annotation, molecular function: protein kinase activity; protein binding; ATP binding. The record is from RefSeq and is a predicted model, not a curated record. Gene Ontology annotation, biological process: protein phosphorylation.
AUAUGAAGUUAACACAAGUCCAAUUCUCAGCAUGUGUUGUCUUCAUUCUGCAAAUUCCUUCACAACCUCCAAAAUGAUCCCCUACAUUAUUAUCAUCAAUUUUCUUCUAUGCAUGGCUUCUCAAAUUCUUUUGCCAACUAGAGCUGCCAUGGCCACUGGGUCAGAGGCUGAUAGGCUUGCUUUGCUUGCUUUAAAGGAUAAGCUGACCAAUGGCAUUCCAGAAGCUCUACCUUCAUGGAAUGAUUCUGUUCACUUCUGUAAAUGGCAAGGAGUUUCAUGCAGUCUCCGUCACAUGAGAGUCUUAGCAUUGCAUUUGACAAAUCAAGAUUUGGGUGGGACUCUUGCCCCAGUCUUAGGUAAUUUAACUUUUCUUAAACUCCUCAAUCUUUCCUCUAAUGGAUUGCAUGGUGAAAUUCCCGAACAAAUUGGCCGUCUUAAACGGUUGCAAUUUCUCAAUUUGUACCAAAACUAUCUCAAGGGAGAAAUUCCUGAAAGCUUGGCUAAUUGUUCUCAACUCCAAGAGAUUUUUCUUAAUCAUAAUAAUUUGACAGGAAAAAUUCCCUUUGGGUUUGGGUAUAUGCAUCAACUUGAAGUAUUGGCUCUCAAUCGUAAUGAAUUUGCUGGUCCUGUUCCACCUUCCUUGGGAAAUCUUUCGUCAUUGGAAACCUUAGCUCUAGCGUAUAAUAAUCUAGAAGGUCAUUUACCUCAAUCUCUUGGUAGGUUGUCUAAUUUGAAAUCACUCUUUCUAUCUCAUAACAAUUUUUUUGGCAUAAUUCCUCCUUCACUUUAUAAUCUUUCUCGGAUGGACUAUUUUGACUUGCCUUUCAACUAUUUGUCUGGAGCUAUUCCUUUGAAUAUAGACAUUGCUUUCCCAAAUCUUCGAUAUUUUAAUGUUGGACACAACUUGUUGAGGGGAACUAUCCCAAUUUCAUUAUCCAACAUCUCUCAAUUGCAGUUAUUUGCAAUAUAUGAAAAUGCUUUUAGUGGCCUAGUCCCUACCAGUUUUGGGAGAUUGCAGAACCUUCGUAAAUUUGAAAUUGAUGCAAAUAAUUUUGGGAGUGAUGAAGGUCAUGACCUGGAUUUCCUCUCAUCAUUAACAAAUUGUAGUCAAUUGAAUUUGAUAGAGAUGUUAGAUAAUAAAUUUAGAGGUGUAUUGCCAAAUUCAAUUGGGAAUCUCUCUUCCCAGCUUGAUUCGCUCAGUAUGGGAUUCAAUCAUAUCUUUGGAAGCAUACCUAAUGAGAUUGGGCAACUUGAUGGCUUAACUUAUCUUGUUUUGGAACAUAACUUUCUUCAAGGCACAAUCCCACAUUCAAUUGGAAAGCUUGGAGAGCUUGGAAAGCUUGCCUUAGGAGACAAUCAAUUAUGUGGAAGAAUUCCUGAUUUCUUUGGAAAUCUUACUAAGUUGUUAGAUUUAGAAUUGUUUAAUAACAAUUUUGAGGGAACCAUUCCAAUAAGCAUCAAACAUUGUAAAGGUAUGCAAUCCUUGUACCUGAAUCAAAAUAACUUGAGUGGUAAUAUACCAAAUCAAACUUUUGGUCCUCUAGAAAGCUUAUUAUAUCUUGACAUGUCUUCCAAUUCCUUGACUGGUCCAAUUCCAUUUCAGAUUGGUAACAUGAAACAACUAGUGAAAUUGAAAUUGAGUCAAAACAAUUUUUUUAGUGACAUUCCAAUGGAACUUGGGGGAUGCUUGCAGUUGACAAAUCUUGAUAUGAGUAAUAACUUCCUUCAUGGAAGUAUCCCCUCAUCAUUUAGUUCCUUAAAAUCUCUGAUCAGCUUAGACCUUUCCAACAAUAACUUGUCAGGAAAAAUCCCACAAGAAUUAAAUGGUCUUUCAAUAUUGAAGACUUUGAACCUAUCUCACAACCAUUUCUUUGGCGAGGUUCCAAAAGGAGGAGUGUUUGAUAAUGUCACAGCUAUUUCACUCACAGGAAAUGGGCAUCUUUGUGGUGGAAUACCUCAACUCAAGCUACCUAAAUGCCCAAAGAAGAAGAAGGAGCAUUUCAAAGUAAAAAUCCUUAUCAUCGUGACAAGUGGUGUUCUUGCUUGUUUUGCAAUGUGCCUAGUCAUCAUUUGCAUGAGAAGAAAAUAUAAAAAGUUGUCUUCUUCCCCAUCUUCUCCACAGAAUAUCCAUUUGAGGGUUUCUUAUAAGGAGCUACAUGAUGCAACCAAUGGAUUCUCUUCAUCCAAUUUGGUUGGUGUAGGAAGUUUUGGUUCUGUAUACAAAGGAACUCUCCAACACUUUGAAAGACCUAUUGCUGUAAAGGUACUAAAUCUUGAAGCACAUGGGGCAUCCAAGAGUUUCAUCACAGAAUGCAAAACUCUUAGUAAAGUUCGGCAUAGGAAUCUUUUAAAGAUUCUAACAUCAUGUUCAAGUAUUGACUACAAAGGCAAUAGUUUUAAGGCCCUUGUUUUUGAGUUCAUGUCUAAUGAGAGCUUGGAGAAUUGGUUGUCAACAAAUGAAUGGGGUGAACCGAGGAAUCUCAAUUUCGCACAAAGAUUAGAUAUAGCAGUUGAUGUGGCUCAUGCUUUGGAUUAUAUUCAUCAUGAUUUUGAGGAAGUUAUUGUUCAUUGUGACAUCAAGCCAAGUAAUGUUCUUCUUGAUGAUGAUAUGGUGGCACACUUAGGAGACUUUGGAUUAGCUAGGCUUUUUCAUGAGGCUGCAAGCUAUUCUAGUGAAGGUCAAACUACAUCCUCAGCAAUUAAAGGAACUAUUGGGUAUAUUCCCCCAGAGUACGGAGAAAGUGGCCAAGUUACAACACAAGGAGAUAUCUUUAGUUACGGGGUUCUCUUGUUAGAGAUGCUCACUGGGAAGAAGCCAACAGAUAACAUGUUUAGUGGUGAUCUAAGCCUAUCUAAAUAUUGCAAGUUAGCAUUGCCAGAUGGAGUCCUUGAGAUAGUGGAUUCAAGUUUGCUUGUUCUAUCUGAUAGAGACCACAAGAAGAUUAUGCAAAAUUCAGAUAUGGAACGUAACAUACAAGAGUUCUUUGCAAGCUUUGCCAAGAUUGGAGUUGCAUGUUGUGAAAAAUUUCCUGGUCAACGAAUAGGCAUAAAAGAUGCUUUAGCAGAGUUGCUUACAAUUAAGCAAAAGCUGUCCACUUUUAACAUUGCCAUAUGAUCGUUAGCUGCAUGGCUCUUUUGACAUGGGUCUUGUGAUGGUUCUUCUCUAUAUGGAGUUGGCAUAUUUAGUAGUUGUAAGCAAUAGCAAGCUUUGUUUUAGCUAGCUUUUUAAUGUAACUAUUUACGUAUUCCUUUUUUUGGGAAAAAAUAUUUACAUAUUUCAACUUUUUGUUUUAUGUUGAGUGUUGCUUCUUGGGUUGAUAAAGAUUGAAUAGUUUUAUUCAUAUGGACAUUUGAUAUACUUUUGCUGA